GAUAGUGGUCGUCGCCAUUUUGGUUUUGAAGUGUUUUGGGGCAGCACAUUGAGUUUUAAUUUAGGUGUAUACAAGGAUUGGAUCAAGUUUUAACAGCUACAUGAAUAGCACAGAUGUAAAAUGCCUAAAGAUGAUAAAAACGAGUUUCUCAAGGCACUCAACGUUGACAGUUUUGCCAGUGAAAAUGAAAUUAGGAAAGCGUACAAGAAACUAGCGCUACAAUGUCAUCCGGACAAGAACUUCAGCGAAACAACAGCUAAGAAACAGUUCGAAGAACUUAGUAAAGCUUUCGAAAACCUUGUAUUAUUAGAUGAAGCCAACAAUUCGAUGUAUGAUAGUGACCAAAUUUUCUUCGAUUUUCUUGGUGAAAUUCUAUUUGGAUCAGAAAGCAAUAGUGACUUUUUCUCAUUCUUCUGUGGCUCGAAACAACAUUGUUGUCAACUUUCCGAUGGAGAUCUUGAUCAUAGAUAUCAAGAAGAUUAUGACGAAGAAGACAUCGAUGGUGAGAGCGAGCUUGACAGUAUCAUGGAAAUUGUUAAGAAUCGAAGGAAAAAAGGAAAGUCAGUUCCUGAUAAUUUCCAUGAAGGAAAGCUUCAAGAGCUUAAAACUAUGCUGGCACAGCACAAGGAGGAUAUGAAGAAGGACUACACUAAAAAGCAACAGACUACUAAGAAAGGGAAAACAGCAGUGCCUGUUGCAAAGCCUAAACCAAAGAGCAAAAAGCAGUUGUUAGCUGAACAGCGGAGAAGAGAUAAGAUUUUGAUUUUUGUCACUAAACAUGUUUCCAUUUCUCACUUCAAGAUGGAAAUUGARAGACAGAAGAGACUAGAGGAAGAGAGGAUCAAGGCCCAGAAUGAAGAACGGAAAAGAAGAGAAAGGGAACAAAAGGAGAGAGAAAAACAACAACGACAAGAACAGGAAAAGGAAGAGAGAAAACGCAGGCAACAGGAAGAAGAGAAGAAGAGAAAAGAGGAAGAGGAAAAGCGAAAAAAGGCUGAAAAGGAAAAAGCUGCCAAAAAGGCAGCCUUACAAGCAGCAAAAGAAAAAGAAGAACAGGCAAAAGCUGCAAGUAAACUACAGUCUGCAAAACGUCAACCACAACAACAACGCACAGAUCAGCAACAAUAUCCUCGUGAGAUUCCUCCUAGAUUCCAAAARAUGAAAAAACAACAACUACAGCAACAACAACAGCAACACAUGCAACAGUCACAGUCAACGUCAUAUCAACCUAACCAACAAAGUACACAACAACAGCAACAACAACAACCUCAGCAGAACAGAGCACAAAUAAAACCUCAACCUCCAGUUGGMAAAAAGAAAGAUCCCAAUCGGUUUGCGUCAAAGGAGUAUGCGGGUCUUAUCAAUGAAGUCGAUGACCUGUCAUGGCCUAAGGGUCAAGCUAAGGGCAGUGGCUGGGUAGGCUCCACAGAAGACUGGGAACAAGAAACUGACAAAUGGGGAGCAGUUGAUAGGGACUGGGGAGGAAAGGAAGGAACAACGUGGCAGAAUGUUGUUGAUAGAACUGAUAGCAAUACAUGGCCUGCGGUAGGCAGUAAAACUACAAAUGAUACAACAACUACUAAUACAUCCAACAUCACAAUAUCAAAACCAACGUCAGCGAACUCUAAUGCACUUUUACAAACAGACUCAAAGUCUAGAAAUGUGUUCUCUAGUAAUACUGUCAACUCUCAACAAACUAAGAACUGGAAUGCACCUUCUUCAAGUACAGGAUUGGAUACAUGGGACUCUGCUUGUGAUGAUUCGAUAGAUCGUGCUCUCGAUGCUGCGGACUCAAAACAGGGCGUGGCCGGGGCAGCAGGGGGUGUAGGAUGGGGUGGUAUGGGUACAGGUGGGCUGGGAGGUUUAAUAGGCACGCCUCUUAGCUGGGAUCCUGCUGCCGCUGUGAGUUCUAAGAGUGACACACCCAGUAACGGCAAGCAGGGGUGGACUGGUAAUAGUACUACAGCUGGCUUAGAUUCGUCAUGGAGCAAAACUCCUGGAAAAGGACCAAAAAUUAAACCAACAAAUGAACUGGAAAACAAAAAACCUAAUGUUACUAACACUAGCACCUGGGGUGGAACACCCGCAGACACUAGUUCUGCUUGGGUUGAACAUUCAAAAAAGGCAGAAAAAUCUGCAACAUGGGACACRGAUACAAACUCUAGUAAUUUUCAACCUUCUUCAAGUGGAAAAACGUCUUCAGAAUCUACAGAUAAACUUAAAGCUAGGACAGAGUCUACUGGAUGGGGGGAGAGUGCAGUGUCGUGGGGUAAGGCACCUGAUAUAGCUGGAACUGCAUGUUGGGACAAUGCUUUAAAUGCGAGAAAAGUUACGGAAAGUAGGGAUGUAGCUCAAAGUAAAGGAUGGCUUGAGAAUGCUGCAACAUCUAGUARCGCUAGUACAGCAGACAAGGAGGAAGCAAGUGAAGGCUCAUGGGAUGGCUGGACUACCGCCUCUAAAAGAAAUAGGGCACCUAAACCUGCACCACCACCAACCAAUAGCACCGAUUCCAAUGCCUGGAUGAGCAGGUCUUUGAAACAACUACUAGACAUGGGCUUCAAGCAAGAAGAUGCUGACAAAGCUCUAAGGGCGAACCAUAUGAACAUUGAGAGUGCAAUAGGUGACUUGUUGUCAAUGACGGCCGGUUCAACGGAUUCUACCACCUCGAACGCCUCUACCACAAGCACAUCCAAAGACCAGGAAGCCUCAACAGACAGCAAUUCCUUUCAACAACAGCCACAACUAAAGCAGAAUCGCAAACAAAGACGUAAAAUACAGCAACAACAGCAGCAACAGCUACAACAGAAUAGUCUUCCUACUAGCGAAGAGAGUCAGGUAUCAACAGAAGCAAGCAAACAGUCAGCAACCUCGACAACAACAACGUCAACAGUACCUCAAACACUAAACAUUGAGACAAAUACUAAAGCACCAGUCAACAAGGCCGUUAAACCAUCAGUUAAACCCAACGCACCUCAGCAACCUGUAGACAAGCCGAAAGUAUCACCGACUGCUGAUCAACCUAACCCACAGGCUCCUAAACCAGUAGGGGCUGCUGGGCUCCAAGGAACUAAUGCUAAACGGGGUGCUACAGGACUUAUGCAGCCGCCCACACCAGGGGUUCCCACCCCUUUACGUACACCCAUGUCCCAUCCAUUGCUCCAGCAACAGUUAAUGCAGCAAUAUCAUUUAAUGCGCAUGGGCGGGCUGCUGCAGUCGCAGUUAACACCGCAGCAGUUUGCGUUAUUUCAACAAAUAGCUCAAUUAAGGAUUGUCCAGCAAGGCCUGGCACAGCAACAGCUUAAUCAAAAGCAUACCAUCAGUGUCCAGGCACAGCAGCAACUUUACCAGCAACAGCAGCAAAUUGCACUCAUGCUUGCACAGAUGCAGCAGCAAUUAAUGCAACAGCAACAACCGGCACAGGCGAAUAGGUUUCCUACCCCUGGCUUUCCUCAUAACAACGUACCUACACAGGCAUCGCAUGCAAACACCACAGGGAACCCACAGCAACAUAAGAAUAGUAAACCUGUAGACAAACCAAGUAGUGAAGCGCAAGCAGUAACUUCGGAGAGUGCCCCUGAGCCRUCUCAAGCUAAAGAUGUACCAGUCAGUCUACCUGUUGAUGAACGAACCAARCAAGCUUCGCCAGCUCCUCAGUCUCGYCUGACGCAGUGGAAGCAGCCAUUACUGCCCAACCCUGAUCAACCACCUACUAGUACUGAAGCSUCUAAGGAGUGGAAUACUUCGGCUAAUACUUCACCCAAGCCMAGCAGAAUGUCAGAGUCRGUGUCCAGUCGAUGGGGUGUUGAUGCUUCGCCAAGACUCUCUGCUGAUCCACCAGAGUUCAAACCCGGAGUUCCAUGGCGUCCUCGAAACGAAGAUGAAAAGAUUUCACCAAGAGAWGAAGACAAARCAUCGGAUAAGUCUCCAUCCCCGUCAAGCCCRUCCAAGCAGAGAGGGUCAUUUAACGAGGGUGCUGAACUCAGUGGCCAGUACACAUUUGGMAUAGGGUCCUCGCCGUGGCAGUCAACAGGUCCUAAUGAUAGCUUACUGAACAAGACCUCGUCUYUAAGGCCCCCUCCAGGCCUUGAUAGUCAAAAURUGUUCCCUGAGACCUCAAAUUUGGAGGAGGAACACUCCUCUUGGGUGAAGAACCUUAUUGAUGGRGCUCCUCCUAGCUUYGCACAAAAUGGACCUACAAAGGAUUUCAAUUUUGGCCAGCUUAGUUUUCCAAUCGGRUCAUCAUGGAGYACUCAGGAUGGACAGAUACUUACCGCACCGGACCCCAAACCCUGGGCAGCACCAGGGGGRCCAUCGUCUAGCACUACACCCCCCUCAGUCAUUCCUAUGGCAAGCAGUGUUGGUCAAGCUAGUGGAACUAUCAAUGCAACUCCCACCACUGACGUAACAAAGGCUACAAAUACUGGUAUUAGCUCGUGGUCAGCCAAUCAACCAAUCCCAAGCGCAGAAGAAAAGCUUUCGCAUAAACGGCCGUUGUUAGGCAACGAUCCUAGCAAAUCAGCAUCUGCAUCACUAUCAACGUGGCUCGUGUUGCGCAAUAUUCCUCCCAAUGCUGACAUCAAUGCAAUUCGUAAUGUCUGUCAACAACACGGCCAGUUACUGAUCUUCCAGUAUAACAUGCGGUACGGUAAUAGUUUGAUUCGAUACGGCAGUAAAGACCAAGCAGCCACGAUGCGUASUCUUCUWAACGGCAUGAACGUCCAAGGAGGUCAACUAUCAGCAGACUUCGCUACCGACAGYGACAUAGCGGCUUUCUUUGAACAGCCUGUAGACUGGAGYUCAAAUCCACUUCCUCCUAACUCUAAUUACGGAAACCACUGGGGAACAUUCCYUAUGGGACAGGGGGAAGCAAGUCAAAACAGACCAAACGCAGUUCUCAACCAGGAUAACAAACCGCCCCAAGUUCCACCCUCCACGGUGGUACCCCCUGGAAGCAUGAAUUGGGGUAACACCGGGCCAACGCCCAACCCUUCCCAGCUGUGGGGAACACCUCUUCCMGGUAGCAACACUGGGUUCCCAUCUUCACAAGGUCCCAGUAUGUGGUCCUUUGGAGGGAACCCACCUGAACGCGCUCCUCCACAGUCAGGGGGGGACAAUGGUGGGCUUGUUAGUCCUUCCAUGACAACGUUCUUACCCCCCGGACUUCUCAAUGGAGGUGAAUCAGUAUGAACUCACACGGACUUGAAUUUUAUUUGUAAUUAGUUGUGUUGUAUUUGUUUGUGUGUGAUUUUCUUUCUUUGCCGCCCUGCAACACGGGUUGGUCGAGUGUUUUACGUGGUGUCGUAACGCAGAAAUAAAACUUAUCAUCGCAUUA
Molecule: messenger RNA, 5332 nt
Organism: Exaiptasia diaphana
Lineage: Eukaryota; Metazoa; Cnidaria; Anthozoa; Actiniaria; Aiptasiidae
Product: trinucleotide repeat-containing gene 6C protein
Exons: 21
Coding region: 121-5187 (1688 amino acids)
Biological process (GO): miRNA-mediated post-transcriptional gene silencing; positive regulation of nuclear-transcribed mRNA poly(A) tail shortening
Cellular component (GO): nucleoplasm; P-body
Molecular function (GO): nucleic acid binding; protein binding
Source: RefSeq, a predicted model, not a curated record